CCCCUCCUCCUCCCGCCGGCCUCCGCUUCCUAGAAUCCAAGAUGGCGGGAUCCAGGCAAAGGGGUCCCCAGGCCAGAGUUCGGCCUCUUUUCUGCGCCCUACUGCUGUCGCUUAGUCGCUUCGCCGGGAGCGACGGCAUGGGAGGCGACCCUGCGGCUACUGGUGCCGCGGGCACCGCAGCCGGGUCGCCACACCGGCGUUUCGAGUACAAAUACAGCUUCAAGGGACCGCACCUGGUGCAGAGCGACGGGACAGUGCCCUUCUGGGCCCACGCGGGGAAUGCUAUUCCAAGUUCAGAUCAAAUUCGAAUAGCACCAUCUUUAAAAAGCCAAAGAGGAUCAGUGUGGACAAAGACGAAAGCAGCCUUUGAGAACUGGGAAGUUGAGGUGACAUUUCGAGUGACUGGAAGAGGUCGAAUUGGAGCUGACGGCCUGGCAAUUUGGUAUACAGAAAAUCAAGGCUUGGAGGGUCCUGUGUUUGGAUCAGCUGAUAUGUGGAAUGGUGUUGGAAUAUUUUUUGAUUCUUUCGACAAUGAUGGAAAGAAAAAUAAUCCUGCUAUAGUAAUUAUAGGCAACAAUGGACAAAUCCAUUAUGACCAUCAAAAUGAUGGUGCUAGUCAAGCUUUAGCAAGUUGUCAGAGGGACUUUCGUAAUAAACCCUAUCCUGUCCGGGCAAAGAUUACGUAUUACCAGAAAACACUGAUGGUAAUGAUCAAUAAUGGCUUCACACCAGAUAAAAAUGACUAUGAAUUUUGCGCCAGAGCGGACAAUCUGGCUCUCCCUUCCCAAGGGCAUUUUGGAGUAUCGGCUGCAACUGGAGGUCUUGCAGAUGACCAUGAUGUCCUUUCUUUUCUGACCUUCCAGUUGACUGAGCCUGGGAAAGAGCUGCCUACGCCAGAUAAAGAAAUUUCAGAAAAAGAAAAAGAAAAGUAUCAGGAGGAAUUUGAGCACUUUCAACAAGAAUUGGAUAAAAAAAAGGAGGAAUUCCAGAAGGGCCACCCUGACCUUCAGGGGCAUCCUGCGGAUGAAAUAUUUGAGAGUGUAGGAGACCGCGAGCUGAGACAAAUCUUCGAAGGACAGAAUCGUAUCCAUCUUGAAAUCAAGCAGCUGAACCGACAGUUAGAUAUGAUUCUUGAUGAACAGAGAAGAUGCGUCUCUUCGCUGACAGAGGACUUUGCUAAAAGAGGGCUGGGAAUCCCAGCCCAGCAGGGACAGAUCACCCAGCAAGAGCUGGAUACCGUUGUGAACACUCAGCACGAGAUCCUGAGACAAGUAAACGAAAUGAAGAAUUCCAUGAGUGAAACCGUCAGACUGGUCAGCGGCAUCCAGCAUCCCGGGUCUGCUGGGAGCGUUUAUGAGUCAACCCAGCACUUCAACGACAUCAAAGAGCACCUGCACAUCGUGAAGCGGGACAUAGACAACUUAGUGCAGCGAAACAUGCCAUCAAAUGAAAGACCAAAAUGCCCAGAGCUGCCACCAUUUCCAUCAUGUUUAUCUACGAUGCACUUCGUUAUAUUUGUAGUGGUACAAACGGUGUUAUUCAUUGGUUACAUCAUGUAUAGGACUCAGCAAGAAGCAGCUGCCAAAAAAUUCUUUUGACCCCGUUUUUCAUAUGUGUACAUCAUAACUAAGGAUAUUGUGAAGCACUUGUUAGGAAGCUUAACCUUGAAAUGUCAGACUGCAAGGGUUCGCUGUACUGUUUGUGCAUAGUGGUCCUCAGUGUUACAGAAUCAGUCCGGAAAGGACAUUUGAACAUGCAGACCUCAUGUUGUCUUCACGGCUGAUGUAGACCUGUGUUUUUGCUGACUUCAAAAUACUUUUAUCUCUUUUAGCUAAGUUGUUAUCUUUCAUUUGUCAGAGAACCCAGAGUAAGAAGUUACACUGUUGUAUAAGACAGUACCAUUUCAUUCUUCUAAACCUUCAUAAAUUUGUUCUCAAACGUCAUUUACAGACUGGGCUAACCACCUAAAAUCUGUACAGAGACUCUGAGGAACUCUGCAGUGUAGCAGUACGUACUUCGUACUAUGUACGCAGACAGCCCUAGCAUUGCUUUUCGUGUUAGCGUUGAUCCCGGAAUGCUGAGUAAGACUAUUCUAAUGACUGCUCGCUCUGCUUCAGUCACUUUAACAGAGAAAAUGCUUCUCUGGUGCUUCUCUCCUUUGUGGUAUUCACAUUUUGAAAUUCAUGUUCCAGAGACGCCAUCACAGAAUUUGCUCUUAAUCUGUGGGAAAAAAAAAAAAACUUCAGAAGAGUAUUUAAGUUGUGGGCUGUGGAAGUUGGGAAAUCCUCUUGAUAAAAGGCUGCAAAAUAUCCAGUGUUACAAAAUCCAUUGUCAUGUGUGCCUGAACGGACUAAGGGGACACCCGACGUAUGAAUGCAGUGGACAUUGUUCAGGCUACAGUUGGGAGAGGAAUUGUGCUGACCGUUACUAAUUCAGUCGGAGAGAGCUAUUAUGAAAAUGCGUGAAUCUUUUUCUUUUUUACCUAGUAAUUUAAUUUACUUGAAGAUCACUCAUAAAGCAGUUCACACAGGCUGUUCAUCGUAUUAUUUGAAAUUUGGUUUAUUUUCUUCAAAAUCAUUCGCUUUAAGUAGCUCAUUUCUGAAGAAAAAUGUCUGCUCUGUGGAAAAAUCAAUCACUGCCAGGAUUCUUUCAUUUCUGUACUAUUUUGUAUAAUUACAUUUGUUACCUUCUCUCACACCAGCAAGUAUUUUACAGGUGCCUUGGACUAAAACAAAAUUGAUUUUAAAAAACUUUAGUGUUGAGUCAUCGUGCCUACGAUGCCACUUUUAAAAACAAUAUCCAAUGCCAUAAUGGCUAAUACUUUUUUUUUAAUGUACCUGUUUGUGUUCUAAUUGUUUGAAUGUUUUAUUCAGCUUAAAACUUUACUAAGAAGCCACGAACCAUCAACAAUGUUUUGUUCUGUAUUAAAGGGACAUCAGUGUUUCUCAGAGUGUGGUCCGUGGACCGUGUGGGUCAUGCUGUGCUUGUGAAGCAUAAGGAUUCCAGGCCUCCAUUCUAAAGCACCUGAAUCAAAAUUCAGAGGCGGGGCUUCAGAAUACCACUUUUCAGCAAGCACGUCAGGUGGUUCUGAGCACACUAGUGUCUGAGAACCACUAACAUGGGGAGUGGAAAAAAAGUACUGUGUUCUGUUGGUUUAAAGCUGAGCAGAGAGCAUAAUAGAUCAUUUUCAUUGUCGGUGACGUUAGCACAUGUGCACGGAUCCUUUUCUUCUUGCAGUGUUCUUCCUCCUAAAAUUCUUGCUUUCUUAACAACCACAAACUAAACCCAGAUUGUUGCCUGUAGCUCUUGGUACUUUGGUUGAUGGCUUUUAAACUUACAGAAUCAUCGUCAGAUCAUGACUAAGCCAUGAAAACCCCCAUCUCAAAGUCUGCCUGCCAAAGCUUUUUGCUUUCUUGAUUGCGAUUUCUGUGACAUUUUAUCUCAGACAAUUGUACUUUUUUGAUAACUUAGGGAAAACAAAUUACUUGAAUAAGGGAUCGCCUGACCCAAUGCGUUGCAGAGAUACAAUCUUUGUAAAGAACUUAAAUAACGGUUGUGAAUAUUAAGAUGUGAUUAUCUUUUCCUGUCCAUGUGCUUAUGCAGGGAGAUCCUGAAUAAACCAUUAUACGGGGGAUUUUUUUAUUUAUAAGAUCUAAUGUAAAAUCACCACUUGCAACUUUUUAGAUCUGUACGUUGCCUAUUUAAUAUAUUUCUUUUAAAGUUAAGGGUUUUCUAUCCACUGUUAAUUUCAAUUGGAUAACAUUUUGUCAAGUGUUUUUUUUCUGAUUGUUAUUUGACGCUAGCUGGAAUUCAAGAAAUGACAUUGACCUUAUUCAAAUAAAGAAAUAUUUUAGUAAAUUUA
Messenger RNA from Lutra lutra (Eurasian river otter), 3862 nucleotides. It is a transcript of the gene LMAN1, whose product is annotated as lectin, mannose binding 1. Lineage: Eukaryota; Metazoa; Chordata; Mammalia; Carnivora; Mustelidae. The coding region runs from base 42 to 1598 and encodes 518 amino acids. The record is from RefSeq and is a predicted model, not a curated record. Gene Ontology annotation, biological process: endoplasmic reticulum organization; endoplasmic reticulum to Golgi vesicle-mediated transport; Golgi organization. Gene Ontology annotation, molecular function: D-mannose binding. The transcript is spliced from 14 exons. Gene Ontology annotation, cellular component: COPII-coated ER to Golgi transport vesicle; Golgi membrane; endoplasmic reticulum-Golgi intermediate compartment.